This is a messenger RNA of Acromyrmex echinatior (Panamanian leafcutter ant), 2987 nucleotides long. RefSeq lists its product as uncharacterized. The record is from RefSeq and is a predicted model, not a curated record. Gene Ontology annotation, molecular function: chitin binding. Lineage: Eukaryota; Metazoa; Arthropoda; Insecta; Hymenoptera; Formicidae. Gene Ontology annotation, cellular component: extracellular region.
AUGAGCGCCGGGGCUCAUCCCUGGUGGGGGCGUAUCAGCACUUGGGGUGCUAUCAAGGAUAUAUAUGCCGAUGAAGUUACUUCCACCAUCAGUCACUGUCUUGACUUACCUCAGCACUGCGGUGUGUUUUGUACAUACGGAUCGGUUGGACUCGCCCACUCCUUGAGGGUGCUUGCGCCAGCAAAUAUGCGGUUACGCUUGCUCUGGAUCGUCUUGCUGGCUGUCACUCGUACAGCUUUGGCUGAUGACGAGGGAUAUAAUUACCCUAGACCGACAAAUCAACUUAUACCAGGUACUUCAGGAGGAGGAACUGGCAAACCAGGAGGAUUUCCAACUGCUCCCGGAGGAUAUCCUUCUGGUGGUCCAGGUACACCUGGAGUUCCUGGGGAACAAGGAGUUCCUGGUGGACAACCUGGAAGACCAGGUGGUUAUCCAUCGGGACCACCGGGAUUUUCAGAACGCCCAGGCGGUACUCAACCAGGGAGACAACCUAGUUUUCCAUCAGGUCCAGGACCUUCGGAGGGAUAUCCUAGUGGACGACCAUCGAUUCCAUUUCCGAGCGGUGAACCAACAGGAAGACCAGGAACGGGUCCCGGUAUACCGAGUGGACCAAGUGGACCAGAGGGGUUUCCAACAGGACCAAGUGGUGGAUAUCCUAGUGGCAGACCUGGUGGGCAAGGACCAGGUGGAUUUCCAAGUGGGCAAAGACCUUCCGGAUAUCCGAGUGGUGGACCUGGCCAGGGAAAACCAGGUCCUGGAUACCCCACUGGUCGGCCGGGUGGACAAGGACCAAGUGGAGGAUACCCUAGCGGUCAGGCUCCUGGAGGUUAUCCCGGUCAAGCACAAAAGCCUAGUGGCCCGGAAAGUGGAUAUCCUAGUGGAGGGCCAGGAGCUGGCUAUCCUGGAGGUACUCAAAGACCACCUAGCGGUCCAGGCGUUCAGGGAGGGUAUCCAGGAGGAAAAAAUGGUCUUCAAAGUCCUGGUCCACAAGGUGGACCCGGCGGCUAUCCUAGUGGUAGACCAGGAGCGCAAAGGCCAGGAGGUUAUCCAGGUGGCCCAGGUCCGCAAGGACCAGGAGGAUUCCCAGGUGGACCAGGCCCGCAAGGACCAGGCCUACAAGGACCAGGAUUCCCAGGUGGACCAGGCCCGCAAGCACCAGGCCCGCAAGGACCAGGAGGAUUCCCAGGUAGACCAGGUGGACCAGGUCCGCAAGCACCAGGCCCGCAAGGACCAGGAUUCCCAGGUGGACCAGGCCCGCAAGCACCAGGAUUCCCGGAAACUGGUCAUCCAGUAGGUCCCGGCGGACCUGGCGAAUAUACACAUGAAGAUGAGGGAACAUACGACGAAGGUGAUUAUUCAGCUAUUCCGGGCGAACCUGGUCGCGAUUAUCCUAUAUACAGUGAAAUUCCGGAGACCAGUUUCCGUUGCGAUGCCCAACAAUUCCCUGGUUACUAUGCCGACGUGGAAGCUCAGUGCCAAGUUUUUCACAUAUGUGCCAACAAUAAGACCUACGAUUUCCUUUGUCCAAACGGAACAAUUUUUCAUCAACAAUUUUUCGUUUGUGUAUGGUGGAAUCAAUUCGACUGUAACUCCGCGCCAAGCCUUUACUAUUUAAAUGAAAAUAUUUAUGACUACACCAUAAUGGGAACACAAGGUCAAGGACCUGCAGGACCUUCUAGACCUAGUACUUAUCCAGGAGGUCCAGGUGUUCCUAGUGGCCCUGGUGGUCCAAGCUAUCCAGGAGGUCCAGGAACUCCUAGUGGUCCGAGUUAUCCAGGAGGUCCAGGCGCUCCUAGUGGUCCCAGUUAUCCAGGAGGUCCAGGCGCUCCUAGUGGUCCCAGUUAUCCAGGAGGUCCAGGCGCUCCUAGUGGCCCCAGUUAUCCAGGAGGUCCAGGCGCUCCUAGUGGUCCCAGUUAUCCAGGAGGUCCAAGCGCUCCUGGUGGUCCUAGUUAUCCAGGAGGUCCAGGCGCUCCUAGUGGCCCCAGUUAUCCAGGAGGUCCAGGCGCUCCUAGUGGCCCCAGUUAUCCAGGAGGUCCAGGCGCUCCUAGUGGCCCCAGUUAUCCAGGAGGUCCAGGCGCUCCUAGUGGUCCCAGUUAUCCAGGAGGUCCAAGCGCUCCUGGUGGUCCAAGUUUUCCAGGCGGUCCAGGCGCUCCUAGUGGCCCAAGUUAUCCAGGAGGUCCACAACGUCCUGGCGGUCCAGGUUAUCCAGCAGAACGACCUCAAGGUCCAUCGGGACCUCAAGGUCCAUCGGGACCUCAAGGUCCAUCAAGGCCUGGUGGUCCAGGUUAUCCAGGAGGACCGGGAGCUCCAUCCGGUCCGGGACCGCAAGGUCCAUCAGGACGACCAGGUCCUGGAUAUUUAGGUCCGCCAUCAGGACCAUCGGGUCCUCAAGGACCUCAAGGGCCAGGUGGACCAGGAUAUCCUGGAAGACCUCAAGGACCUUCCGGACCUACUGGACCAUCGACGAGGCCUCAAGGACCUAGUGGUCCGGGAUAUCCAGCACCAGGUGGACCAUCUCCAGGAUAUCCAGCACCAGGUGGACCAUCUCCAGGAUAUCCAGGACAACCUCAAGGACCCACUGGUACACAAGGUCCAAGCUUCCCAGGUGCACCAGGUCGUUCGCAAGGACCUAGUGGUCCAAAUGGAUAUCCCAGUGGUAGACCAAGUGGUCCAGCAUUCCCAAGUGGGCCUCCCGGGUCAGGAGGUAUCCCUGGAAAACCUGAGACGGGUUCGCCGUUCCCACCGCAAGGACCAGCGAAGCCUGAUCGUGAGUACUUGCCACCGCGGAUUGGAUAAACAUGAAGCUAAACUUACGGCACCUAAUGACAACUUUCAUCGUUAAUGCCGGAUGACGUGUAAAUACGAGCCUCUAUACUUGCGUAUCUGUAAUAACUAAGUGAUCGAUUAUUCGUAUUGCAUUUAUACUUUUACAUAUAAGGAAUUUGAUUAUCCUGCUUAACUGUUUACUCAUCCUUUCUGGGAUUUCC